CACCACUUCCAACUCCAUCCAGAUCGAGUGUCGUGUGUAGUGAGUGCCGAGUAAGUGGAUUGGUGCUCAGCCGCGGGAGUCCGACGCACCAGGAUGGUGGUGAAUAUGAUCAUCUUUGUGUGAAUGAAGUGUGCCUGGCUAAGGGCCCAGAUGGAGCGGCUAGAUCUUGGGAAGAAGUGGUGUGUUCUGGCAUGGAUGUAUGUCCCCGCCGCUCUUGGCCAGCCCUCCGCCGGACCCACGGACCUCGAAUCAAUAGACAAACGUCCAAGGCGAGAAGAGGGAGUCUAGGGGAUAUCGUAGGAGGAAGGUACCAAGAAGGUACCAAGGGGCCCCUCCAUCUCCACCUGGACACAGAGUGCUCAAUGCUCAUGAAGGUGUAGAAAUGUUUUUCAAAGACAAAGCCCCACACAUUGUCAUGGCUAACCAGUAGUAUGGAAGUGUGUGAGUGAAUGGUAAUUGAGUACAACCUGUUUGAGGAGUUGAUCAACUACCCUCCCUCCGUGUCCACUUUCCACUUUGAGGGAGAUGUGUCUUCCCAAGGGCCGAGCAGGAGCUCAGCGUGAGUCUCGGUCCCAUUGUAGGUAGUGCAGUGAAAUCCCUGCCUCCAGGUGGGCAGUUUGAAAGGCCGGCGACAUGUUCCGGUUCUUUAGUCGAGAGAAGACUCCGGUCCCACCCCCUGUCUCCUCCUCUGUUGGACCUUCAGAGGGGUCAUUAAGUCAAGAUGAAACUGGCGAGCCUUCGAUUGGGGAUUCCGGGCCCCUGAGUGCCCCGCCUACUCUCCCCGAGCACUCAUCCCACGCCGCUGGACUGCAACAUGGGGGCGUUAUCCUGCCCCCCACCAGUCACCCAUCUUCGGUGGGCACUUCCACCACCGGGGCCGAUGAUGAGCGUGAAGAUGAUGACGACGACGACGACGACGAUGACGAUGACCAAGAUCCCACAGGGCAAGAAGACAAUGAUGAUAAACAAAAUGAGGAGGAAGAGGAGGAGGAUCUAGAUGCUGAGUUGGUGUUCUUUAGUCAAAAGGCGCAAAUCAUGACCACUCCGCACCCCAACACACCCAUUGCUGGCACCCCUCAACCCGUGGGUGCCUCGGAUGCGUUAUCGCGUCCAACUCAGUUCCACGUGCGACCGCCCGUCCUUAAUCAUCCGUACUCUGUCACGCCCCCACCCCGCCUCCCGAGUCAUUCCAGUGCGGUGGCCUACCGAGCCCUAACGGGCUCACCUCAGCCGCAAUCCUUGCAGUUGCCUCACCCGCCUUAUUUCAACGACGAGAAGGGUGCGGCCAGUGCCGGUGGCACACCCACCAGUAGCGGUAGUAAUACUAGUAGCGCAAUUAGCCGCAGCAUUUCUGAUUCGACGUUGCGGCGAGCGGCUCUGCAUUUGAAUCUCAACAACCACCAACAAUCAGUAUUGCCCUCAUUCACAUCUCUCCAGCAGUUUAAGAAAGAGCUCUCGCUGUCCUCCCGCCGAACGUCCUCGAGCGGGAUUGCCCCUCGUGGUCAUCGCAAGUCCAUGAUCGUCCAGACUUCGCCCAUCUUGCCCCGAUGUCAUUCACCCAGCACGAAUCUGGUCUCGCCAUUGGACUCGCCCAAGGUGUCGCCCAAUCAGUUUGCCUUGGCCAAUGUGAAGAAGGUGGAUGGACGGCGUUGGUCCUUGGCCAGCUUACCUUCGUCGGGUUACGGAACCACGCCCGGGAGUUCCAAUGUGUCGUCUCAAUGCUCUUCCCAGGAGCGUCUUCAUCAACUUGGAGCAGCCGGAGCAGUGGUCACCACCACUGCCCAUCAUACCCAUCAUCACGGACAUCACCACGGUCAUCAUGGGCACCAUCUUCAUCAUCACUUGCAUCAUGGCACCCCUGGGAACUCGUCGUCGUCGUCGUCGUCCAUGACGACCACGGCCGCCGCCACCACCGCUAACACUCCGUCGACCCUCACGUCCAAUCCGAGUAGUUCCAUAUUGGACGAACUCCGGCACAACCAGCAUCAGCGGCAUUUCUCUUCGAACGAUUCGAAUCCUAGUCUGAUUGGCGUGGACGAAGGGAGCAUCGGGUCCCAUGGGAGUCGUUCACCGGCUCACUCCACAACCAUGCGCCCGCGGAGCCGCUCUUUGUCCAGUCCGAUCCGCACGCCCGUGAUUGAUAAUGAGAUUGUGCUAAUGAACACGCUGUACAAGGAGCGAUUUCCCAAGGCCACCAAGCAAAUGGAAGAGCGUCUACAGAACUUCAUCGACAAUAACGAGACUAUUCCGACCGAGAGCGAGAUCGCCUCGGAUUCGGUGGCCAUAGUCCGCUUUGUGCAUCACCAAGUGUUGGAAAUGGCUCGAGAUUGCCUACAGAAAUCCCAAGACAAGCUCAUCACUAGUCGAUACUUCUACGAGAUGUCGGAGAACCUCGAAAAGUUGCUCAUUCAGACCCGAGAGAAAUCUCCCGAAGCCGCCAGUCAUCUCACUGCCUUGAUCAAGAAACUCUUGCUGAUUGUGAGUCGACCCGCUCGGCUCUUGGAGUGCCUGGAAUUCGAUCCUGAAGAGUUCUAUCAGCUCUUAGAAGCCGCCGAGGGCCAAGCCCGUGGCCUUCAUGGAGUGCACGCCAAUGUGCCCCAGUACAUUAUCGGCAAGCUGGGCUUGAACCGGGAUCCCUUGGCUGAACUCAAUCAGGACAUGUCCUCCUUGGAACCGGAUUAUGUCCCACCCCAACCUAUGAUUCAAGUACACGAAGAAAAGCAAGAACAACAACAACAGCAACAACAACAGCAACCACAACAUCAGGAAACCUCAGGCCAGUCUCUGACUCAUCCGUCGAAAAACAUUCACCCACCCCAACAUAGCUCAACUCCCAAGCGCAAAACCGGCAUCGCCAUGGCUUCUUGCUCGGGUCAAACCUCCGAGGCGAGCUCGGAAGAUGGAGGUGCCUCUUCAUCCGGACCACCCCCUUCGUCUGACAAGAAAGAGCCCUCGGAAGAUGAUUUCGAUAUCGUGAAAUUGAUUUCCAACGGGGCCUAUGGCGCUGUGUACUUAGUCAAGCACAAAGAGAACCGCCAACGGUUCGCCUUGAAGAAGAUCAACAAGCAGAAUCUGAUUCUCCGCAAUCAGGUGGAACAAGUGUUCGCCGAGCGAGAUAUUCUCUCCUUUGCCGACAAUCCCUUUGUGGUGUCCAUGUACUGCUCGUUUGAGACGAAAAAGCAUCUCUGUAUGGUCAUGGAGUAUGUGGAAGGCGGGGAUGCCGCCACUCUCCUCAAGAGUAUGGGCCCAUUCCCUCCAGACAUGGCGCGAUUCUAUUUUGCUGAGACCGUUUUGGCCGUCGAGUACCUGCACUCCUUCGGCAUUGUUCACCGUGAUUUAAAACCCGACAAUCUCUUGAUCACCUCUUUGGGCCACAUCAAGCUCACUGACUUUGGCCUUUCCAAGAUGGGUCUGAUGUCCUUGGCCACCAAUCUCUAUGAAGGAUACAUCGACAAGGAGACGAAGCAGUUCUCGGACAAACAAGUGUUCGGCACGCCCGAGUACAUUGCGCCCGAGGUGAUACUUCGACAAGGCUACGGCAAGCCAGUGGAUUGGUGGGCAAUGGGCAUCAUUUUGUACGAAUUUCUCAUUGGCUGUGUGCCCUUUUUCGGGGAAACACCCGAGGAACUGUUUGCUCACACAGUGAAUGAUGACAUUGAGUGGCCUGAGGAAGAAGAUUGGCCGGUGCCUACCGAAGCUAAAGAUAUCAUCUCGGCCUUGUUGCAUCAAAACCCUUUGGAUCGAUUGGGAACGGCUGGAGCAUAUGAGGUGAAGGAACACUUUUAUUUUAUGGGAGUGGACUGGAAUUCGAUGUUAAGACUGAAGGCGGAUUUCAUCCCUCAAUUGGAGGACGAAGAGGAUACGAGCUAUUUUGAUAUGCGAUCCGAACGCUACAAUCACGAGAUCGAAGAGGAGGAAGAAGAAGCCGCUGAAACGCGCUCCUCGGCCGAAGACACGGACGACACGAGCUCCAUGUUUGCAUCUUUCACUUCGGCCUCGCCCCGAUAUCGCAAAGUUACCACUGGCAGCAAUCAUAGCAUCAUAGAGCAUCGCCAUUCAAUGUCCAUUUGCGAGACCUCGAGUCACAGUAGCGAUCAAUCCGAUGGCAAGGUCUCUUUGUCACCCGAACUCCGGCGUAACAACAGUGAGGGCAAGAAGAGCACCAAAGCCGAGAUUUUGGCUCGCAAGGAGAAUCAUCUGUCGUGUCCAGAUCUGGAGAAUAUGGUGGCCCAUGCUGUAAGUGGUGGAGGUCAUCAUAGUAGCAGUAAUACGAGCAUUGCCAGUGGGAUGACGCACAACGUGAGCAGCAACUCGCCUCUGGUGAUCCCCAAUCGGGCUUUGGAGCCGAACAAGAGUGGCCCUUUCUCCCUACAAGCUAGUGUGUCCACGCCCGAGUCCAGUCAGAACGAAAGCGAAGAUAUUUCGCCCCUGCUGCAAAGGAGACGCAAGUUACAUUCGGCCAAGGACGCCAAUCUCUUGCCCAGGUUCUCGUUCUCGUCAGUGGAUCAGCCUCCUCAUUUGGAAGUUCGGGGCUUGAGCAUGAUGAAUCGCAGUCUUGAAUCCACGUUGUCAGGGCCCCGGAGUCUCCCUGUGACUCCCAAGUUGUCCAUAGAGCCCCAAACGCCCAGCCCUUUAGUCUUGAACUCGUCGAAGGGCCAUCCCUCACCCACCCCAAACACAGGGGCGAUGCCCAAACAGUCUUCGCGACCUAUAGUGAAAUCCUCCUCGGCCACGGGGCUGUCUUUAAUGAUUCCUAGUGAGGAAUGUCUGGCGAACCUACCGAUUCAAUCACCGGGAGGAUCCAGCACGGCCUCCUCAAGAGAUGGCUCGCCUUGCCGUGAUUUCUCGCCACUGAUCAACUCGCUGAAUGCUCCCAUCAUUGUUCGCAGAGGGCCAAGAGGGUUUGGAUUCACCAUUCGAGCCAUCCGCGUGUAUUUUGGGGACACUGACUUCUACACCGUGCAUCAUUUGGUCAUGGAAGUUGACAAGGGCUCACCGGCGUUCGAUGCCGGACUCCGACCCGGUGACUUAGUCACUCAUAUUAAUGGAGAACCAGUUCAAGGGCUUUUCCACACCCAGGUGCUUCAAAUCCUACUCUCUGGAGGUGAGGCUGUGACCCUCAGAGCCACAGCACUCGAAACCACGUCCAUUAAGACGGGCGGUCGGCGGCGGGACCCGCAAGCCAUCAAAAUGGCUCGACGGGCAGUUGCCAAGCACCGUUCCAAAUCUCGCAGAGAUGACAAGAAACGGAAAACGUCCCUUUUCCGAAAGUUGAGCUCGAAGAAGGCCACAGCCGAGAUGCAGCAACUCGCCGCCUCUGGUGGGCACUCACUGUCGGCUAGUCAGAGCUUGCAAUCUCUGAGGGAAUCUCCGUUCAUCAGUGGCACAGCCAUCAAACCCAUCUCGACAUCGCCGAUUCCUGGCGGGGGUUGCCAAGCCUCAGACUCGGCUUUGUCAGAUUCAUGUUCAUCCAGUCCGGCCGACUCGGCCCCGUGCUCGCCUGCCUCUCUGGGCACAGGAUCGACUAACAAUCCGUCUUCGCUCUCGCAAUCAGCUCGUCCCUCCUCGUUACACGGUCUCAAGCACAAACUUCACGUCAAGACGAAAAGUUUACACUCGCCUUCCCGACGCAAAUCUGUGGGGCACAUCCCCCUCUCUCCAUUGGCCCGAACCCCCUCCCCAAGCCCGGUCCCUGUUUCUCCCACCCGAUCCCCGUCGCCUCUUGCACUGCCACUUCAGGCUCACCACGCGGCGGGCUCGUCCAACACCACCCAAACCUACAGCCCUGGUUCAAUCAACCUAACGCCGGGCUCUGCCAAGAAGUCUUUCAAUCGGCCUAAGUCAGCUGAACCGGGGUCACCACUUCUGCGACGAGCACUUUCACCGGAUCGAAUCCACCCCAGAUCGGAUGGCAAGAAAUCGAUUUCACCCCUUUGCAAUCCGCAGUGCAUGGUCGUGGUCUCCACCUCGCCCAAGUUGACCAUUUCAACCCAAUCCUUGACGAGCACCCGAACGGGUGAGUUGUCGCCGCUCCCUUCUCGAGCACUUCAUACCUCGCCGUCCACACUAGUGACGGUGACUACUGACUCCUCCGGGAGUCCCGGAUGCAGUUCAGCCGAAGUUAUGCUUCGAAAGCAUUCCAAAUCCUCUUCUCUCAGUCAGGCCACCAUCCCCGAAGAGGGUCCUGAACACCUCGAGGAGCAAGAAGUGUUCCUGCAACCCACCGUCUCCGCACCCACACUCGUGGGAUUGGCCGGAUGCGGUGGUAGUGGUGGAUACCCCGGUCUGAUGAAACCCAAGCCAGAGUCUCGAGCAGUGAAGAACUUGGCCAUGGAGAUCGGAGCCAAGACCAAGGAGGUGGCGUCCAGCCUCAAGAAAUCCAGUUCCUUCAAGGAGGAGAAGAGAUCUGAGGGCUCGGCUCAUUCCUUAGGAUCCGAGUCGGCCACGAAGUCGCCCAAGCUCUCGCGACAAGAGUCCAUGGAGCGCACCAUGCAGCGGUUCACCAAAGCCAUCCGAGGGACCAGCCGCUCUGAUUCACGCUCCAAGAAGAAUCGCGAGGCUAGUCCCAGUCCCAAAUCGAAGGGAUCUGUGGAGGGUCGGGAAUCUGGAGCGAGUGCCACGGCGUUGACCCCCUCACCAUAUGGACCUAAGGAAGGGAAAAGCUCGAAGAAGGAGUCCAAGAAAAAUGCUCACGAGAAGCGGGAAAUGUUCAAGUCUUACCAUUAGUCGCCAACUUAGUCUGGAACCUGAUUAGCAACCGCCUCCACGAUUAGAAUGAAAAAAAUGAUAUUGCAUUUCCAACCCUUGAAAUUAGAUGAAAUCUUGAACGGCUGCUAAAAUUAUUCGUUCUCCUCGAUGUUGCCGACCUCCUUGAGCUAGAGAAUCCAACUGACCAAUAACGCCCACAAACAUUCAUUCAUAACUUAUAAAUUAUUCACCCUUCCAUAAUCAUACAUACCACCACCCUCUUUCUGUUUCUCUUGACCAAUCCCUCAAAUCUUGCUACUACUAUUAUCUAUCGUCUUGAUUGCCAGUACUUCAUUGGCUAGGUGUUAUUUAUCGGGCUUGUAUUAAAUCUACAAUUAUUCACGCUCGAUGCACAACAUAUUGAAGUAAACGAGAAACGAAUGAAGAAAAAUCCAGGCGAAGGAAAACAAUUGCGAGUCAGCAAAAAUCAAUCAAUUUGGGAUCAAAAAGUGUCGCAAUUUUCAAUCGCAGAGGAACACCUCCUCAUUUCAGAGAACAAUCAAACUUUUAUGCUUAUUAUUUUUGUGAUUCUCCCAAGCCAACCCGGGUCAUUAUUAUGAAUGUGACUGUUUUGAUAGUGCAUAACGUCUUCGUCGUCAUUAAAUAUUCACCCGAAAAGUCAUGAACCCUGAUGCGAAAAUACCAUCAUCCGUCGUCAUCGUUGUCCCUUUUCGACCUUACCCUCACAAACCAUGAUACUGUUGAACUAACUUGUUACGGAAAUAUAAUCGGAAAGUCCCACUGUU
This is a messenger RNA of Tigriopus californicus, 7493 nucleotides long. It is a transcript of the gene dop, whose product is annotated as microtubule-associated serine/threonine-protein kinase 3-like. The coding region runs from base 634 to 6726 and encodes 2030 amino acids. The transcript is spliced from 6 exons. Lineage: Eukaryota; Metazoa; Arthropoda; Copepoda; Harpacticoida; Harpacticidae. The record is from RefSeq and is a predicted model, not a curated record. Gene Ontology annotation, molecular function: magnesium ion binding; protein binding; ATP binding. Gene Ontology annotation, biological process: peptidyl-serine phosphorylation; intracellular signal transduction.